UCACCCUGUUCUUUACUUCACUCCCGCCUCGCUCCGAUUCCCGGCUUCCAGACUCUCGACUCUUCGGUAGUGCUGAUCUCAUCCUCUUCCUCUCUCUCUCUCUCUCUCUCUCUCUCUCCUUUCGCUGGAUACCAGUACUCAGCUUUCCACUACGGGAACCCAUCACACUCGACGAUCUGCGCCACCAACCUUCAUCCGUGGCCGACGUGGUUCCGCUACCAUCGCCCGUCGUUACCUCUCCCACGCCUCAUUUUAAGGCAAGGAAAAAGAUGUUGGAUGUAGGUGUUCGAGCCGAUGGUCGAACAAUGAACCAACUAAGGCCUCUGACUUGUUCUCGAAAUUUACUUAGUAGAGCUCAUGGUUCGGCUCGAUGGUCUCAAGGAGACACGAUUGUAUUGGCCGCUGUAUUUGGACCGAAAGCUGGAACCAAAAAGGGCGAGAACCCAGAAAAAGCCUCUAUUGAAGUUAUUUGGAAGCCAAAAACUAGUGUUAUAGGAAGGCAAGAAAAGGAAUAUGAGAUGAUCUUAAGAAGAACUUUGCAAAGCAUAUGUCUACUGAAUGUCCACCCCAACACAACUACCUCUAUAAUCGUUCAGGUUAUUGGGGAUGAUGGUGCUCUUCUCCCUUGUGCUAUAAAUGCAUCGUGUGUAGCUCUUGUUGAUGCGGGCAUUCCUUUGAAACAUCUUGCUGUUUCAGUCUGUUGUGGUUUAGCAACGAGUGGACAUGUAAUUUUAGAUCCAACCAUACAAGAAGAGCAGCAGAAAAUGAAGGCUGUUCUUUAUCUGGCUUUUCCAAACCCUCCUCUUUCAAUCCAUCAUAAAUCUGAAUCUUCGACGAAAGAUGAGCCUAUCGAGCAUGGAAUUAUAACAUCUGUUACACGAGGGGUGAUGUCAGUGUUUGAUUACGAGCACUGCUUGGAGCGCGGCCGUGUUGCUUGCUCAAAGAUCUCUGAAUUUCUGAGGAGAAACUUGCAGUCCUUAGCUCGAGAGGGCCCAACAAAAGCUACUUAGUAAUACAAAUCAUUGGUGAGAUUGCAAAAUUCUUUUUUGAUAAUUAGUUCAUGAAUUACACCUCUCUUUGUGUCAAUUUGCUUGUUUUGCACUCUAGGGGCGGUGGUCUGUACAAUUAAAUCUUGUUAGUGAUGCUCAAAUUUGUGUAUUUGUCUUGAUGC
Messenger RNA from Phalaenopsis equestris, 1171 nucleotides. Its product is annotated as exosome complex exonuclease RRP46 homolog. Gene Ontology annotation, biological process: rRNA catabolic process; nuclear mRNA surveillance; poly(A)-dependent snoRNA 3'-end processing. Gene Ontology annotation, cellular component: cytoplasmic exosome (RNase complex); nucleolus; nuclear exosome (RNase complex). The coding region runs from base 270 to 1010 and encodes 246 amino acids. The record is from RefSeq and is a predicted model, not a curated record. Lineage: Eukaryota; Viridiplantae; Streptophyta; Magnoliopsida; Asparagales; Orchidaceae. The transcript is spliced from 9 exons.